Molecule: messenger RNA, 957 nt
Organism: Scheffersomyces coipomensis
Lineage: Eukaryota; Fungi; Ascomycota; Pichiomycetes; Serinales; Debaryomycetaceae
Gene: RBT7
Product: Rbt7p
Exons: 1
Coding region: 1-957 (318 amino acids)
Biological process (GO): RNA catabolic process
Cellular component (GO): extracellular region
Molecular function (GO): ribonuclease T2 activity; RNA binding
Source: RefSeq, a predicted model, not a curated record
AUGGUUAAAUUUUUAUUUUCAAUUGCAACUGCCUUUUCUAUAAUUGCUUUAGUUAACGGUGCUCCAAGAACUUACCAAACCCAAAAUAAAUUUGUGUUUGAUACUGAUCCUGAAUAUAGUGUCAUCAGUUGUGACAAUUAUCUUUAUGGUCCAAAUGCUGCUUGGUCAUGUCACAAUAAUACCGUUAUUCCUGAAUAUGAUUCAUGUUGUUUUGAAAAUUGGGGUGUUUUGAUGUCUACUCAAUUUUGGGAUUUCAAUCAAACUUUGUUAGAUGUGGUUAAUUCUAAUGAUAGCGCUUUAAUUAAACAAGUUGAUGAAUAUUAUCAAUCUACGAAAUAUGCUAUUGGAGAUCCAAGACAAACUUUCACCAUUCAUGGUUUAUGGAAUGAUUUAUGUGAUGGUUCAUAUAAUCAAUAUUGUAACUCCUCAUUAGAAAUCAGUGAUGCUACUGAUAAUAUCACUCAUGUUAUUGUUGACACUUUCAAUGAACCUGAAUUAUUCGAUACUAUGAUUAAAUAUUGGGUUAAUAACGUAAUUUCAAACGUUCCAAAUGGUGGUAGUAUUUCAUUAUGGGAACAUGAAUAUAAUAAACAUGGUACAUGUAUGAACACUUUAUUACCAGAAUGUUUCAGUGGUGAUUAUACUCAAUUUGAAAACACCAUUCAAUUUUAUAAAAAGGUUGUUGAAAUUUGGAAAACUUAUCCAACUUAUCAAUUCUUGUUAUCAGAAGGUAUUAUUCCAACUGUUUCAGAACAAUAUGCUUUGAGUGAUGUUCAAAAGGUUUUAGCUGAUAAUAAUGAUGGUAGACAAGUUUAUGUUGGUUGUAUUAACGGAACUAUUGAUGAAAUCUGGUAUUACAAUAACUUGAAAGGUAAUGUUUUAACUGGUGAAUAUAGACCAAUUGAUACUUUAACCAAUUCAACUUGUCCUGAUAAAGUCUGGUACUUACCACAGUAA